ACCACACGAGGUUUGUUACGUUAAUUGCAACAAAGAAAGAGUAGAAGAAAAAGGCAACAAAGGAAUUAACAAAGACUUAUUAUUAAAGGCAGCAAAGAAAACCGCUAAACAAUGACUUGCAAUGACCAUUUCCACAUUGAGCAAUGUUGUGGAGGGUGUGCUGCUGUUCCUGAAUCUGCAGUGUGAACAUCUGUCGAGAUCAGCUCUCAAGCAGCUCAGACCAAGUUUGACUGUUGCCAUAGAUACGUUAACGCAAUCGUCUACCAGUGAUGCAUCAUGCAAAUUGCAACUAAGAGUGCUAGCAUUUGGCCUCGGAGCAUACUUCCUGGAUGGAGUAGCAUUCAUCAAACAAAUUUGUCACCUCUGCCCUAACCUCCGACUGCAGUCUUGCAAUGAAGAGCAGCCAGUAAUGGAGGUUCUUUGUCGUCGUACAGGGGAGCCUGGCCGGGUCACUCGGUAUGCUCUAGAGGGAUGGAGUGGAGGAGCAACCCAGGAGGUGGAGCCAGUGAUCCAAGAGUCCAUGGUAACUCGUCCCACUGAUCUGCACCCAGCGGCACUCUUGGUGAAAAUGGUGCUCUCUUUUGAAGGUGACUUGAAAGAUGCCGGAAGAAAGCUGGGGAAACAGUUGCACUUGAUACAGCUUUUAAAUCCUGAGGUCUCACUGAGCCUUCUUGUUAGAGACAGACACAAGAGCCCCAUUGUUCGAGUUGCUUUUGAAACCACUAGUAUCAAGACGUCGUGCAGACCACCAUUACUCAUCACCUCAGACAAUCAUUACAUCAAAAAAAGGUUGGAUUCCCGUUUGGCCAAGUUAAAGUUGUUCAAAGGAGACAUACAGACACUACCUGACUCCCUCCUACUUCAAGAUGGUAGGAAGGUCUCUCUCAAGCUAUUCUCAAUGGUGGCUGUACUACCUCACCUACGACUGAAGAAGGGUAAAAAAAUACCCAUCAACAAGCUCUGUCAAAAGAUACAUAUAUUUGUGUACGGUUCCCACUCUCUACCGUUGGUACUCCCUGAGUCCCAGCCUGGUUUCCCUCUCUCAUUACUGGCUGACUGGGACUGCUACGGCCUCUCACUCUCACCAACUGGCACUCACCACACAGACGACCAGGUGGCAGCUCCCAGUUAUGUCUAUGAUGUCACUAACACCCGGCAGUCCUCCUCCCAACCCCCCAGGCACACCCUCAUCAUGUUCCUGUUCCUAGAGGACCCGAGCAGCACUGACAAGACCCAACUCAGCGAAAACAUUCGAUGGAAACAGCAGAUGGAACUUAUACACAGACUGAGAGCAGAGCUUCAAGGGUUAAUCAUGUCGCAGUCAAGGAAAUUUCACCAAGCUACUCACUCAGCACUCAACAAGAUUGCCUGUAACUAUGGCUCACACUCAAAGGCGAAGUCAAUCAUGGUGACAGCUCUCCCUCUGUUGGCUGAGGCAGUGGCUAGUAUUGUCAAGCAUAGCACUGAAGAGGCUUUCAGAGAAUCUUGUUUGGAGACCCUACAGGCUAGUAAUGUAACAUGUUUAGUUCCCGAAAAUGUACAUAUAUAUUUCUAGCCUCGUAAGGCAUGAUAUCCGUACUCAAUAAUAAUGCACACUGCAUUACUACACUAACUAUGUUUUGUAUGGGCUUUAGGUGGAUUGUGUUGAUAGUGUUGGUGACAGUGUGGAGCAGAGACUGUGGAGGAUUGCUAAGAUAAAACUGGGCAUCACACACCCAACUGAUACCACCUCAAAAAACCCUGAUGAACCUACAACUCCUGAGCUGGCUCUUGCUCUUCAAAGUGAUCCAGCUGUCCCUCAAACAACACAAGCUGGGCCCAGUACUAUAGUCACUACACCACAUACAGGAAACAUGCUGGUUGAUUCGAGUACACCCAUACCUAGUCGUGAGAACACUGACCACCUACCAGCUACGCGAAAUGAUACGACUAACUCUCAAAACACACAGAGCUUGUUUGGAGCCAGAAUAUCGAAUAAAAGACGAACAUACCAUGAACGAGAAAGCAACGAAGAAGAUAGUCAAGUGACUUGUGCCAACGAGGAUGACACCUGCUUCAAUUCUCUGUGCGAAGAGGGUCUAAACUUUGAAGCGAACAGUAGCCACAUUUCUCGGACUGAAAAUCAACCAUCACUACCGAUUAUUAGUGGUGCUACAUUGAACAUUGAUGUUAGAGACCUGAGUGAAUACAGUGUUCGAGCUGAAAUCGAGUCUCAACUUUCACAGCCGAUAUUGGGAGCUACAGCUUCGCCUAUUAUUAAUUGGUUUGAUAAAGGUUCCAGUAAUAGUGAAGACAGUGACGAAGAGAUGAGUAUCAGCAACUUUGAUGAGCUGGAGAAUUGCAGUGAGGGAGAUUCAUUCACCGAGGGCAUGGAGUGUGGGUCUGGAGGAGAUGAUGACAUGACUGAGUACGAUGAGCUAGGACUCUAUCAUGAAGAUGGCAGGCAAACCAACGCUCAAUUACAGCAUACAGCUAAUUCAACGCUAAUCGAAAAAGGGUGGAACAUUGCUACUAACGAAUCAACCCAUUUUGCUAAUGAGGGAUCCCAUACAACUGCUGCUCUACCUCUACAUGAAGCCAGACUAGAGCAGGUGGCCGGUGGCUCAGCCAGUGACGACGAAUGGGAUAAUUUAUUAGCCUGCAAGUCUAAGGAAUUUCAACACACCCUUCAGGCAAAUAACAAAGCUGAUGAUGUCAUGGCUGAACAGUUAGCUGACCAUGCUUCUAAGAACACUCAAGAUACUCUUUACAGGACUACAUUAGAUUCUCAUAGCAGUUCUGUAUUGGAUGUUGAUG
Halichondria panicea is the source of this 2796-nucleotide messenger RNA. RefSeq lists its product as uncharacterized. The transcript is spliced from 11 exons. The record is from RefSeq and is a predicted model, not a curated record. Gene Ontology annotation, biological process: meiotic DNA double-strand break formation. Bases 122 to 1555 code for a protein of 477 amino acids. Lineage: Eukaryota; Metazoa; Porifera; Demospongiae; Suberitida; Halichondriidae.